GAAAGAACGAAGUAGAGGAAGUGCUGCCCGCGCUAUUUAAGCAUAGCCAGGAAAAGUCGCUUGUCUACGCCAGUGAAGGAGGUUGAGGCGUCUUACGAUAAAGUAUUUCUGUCAUUGUAAGAAACGGGGUUUAGAUCACACAUGUCACAAUGUUGAUAAGCCCAGAUAAGGAGGCCCUGAUUGGCCGGGUGUUUGAAGCCUAUCUGACAGAGUAUCAUCAUGGGGACAUUCUCCAUCUCAUUGAAGAUAUUACUGAAGAGACCCAUCGCCCUGUUGUUGUUAAUGCCAUGACUUUGUUUGAAGCCAACAUGGAGGUUGGGGACUAUUUCAAUGCCUAUCCCAAUGAUGUCCUGGCUAUAUUUGAUAAAGUGUUACACAGAAAAGGCCUGGAGUUAUCAGAGAGUGCUUCUCCCAAACACUAUGGAGAAAAAGAAGAAAGAACAAAAGAGAGAAUGAGAUGCACUCUUCAUGUCCGCAUUACAGGUCUGCCAGUAUGUCCAGAGCUGACCAGAGACACCAUUCCCAGGUCCAGAGAUGUUGGACACUUUCUGUCUGUCACUGGUACUGUCAUACGUACUAGUGUUGCCAAGGUCCUGGAAUACGAGCGUGAUUACAUGUGCACAAAGUGUCGUCACAUUUUCACUGUGGAGGCUGAUUUUGACCAGUUCUAUACCUUUGUCCCACCGGUGGCCUGUCCUAAUCCUGAUGCCUGCAAUUCGUACAAAUUUAGCUGUUUGUCUGGAGGAUCUGAGCCUGCUGCCUGCAGGGACUUCCAGGAGAUCAAGAUACAAGAGCAAGUGCAGAGGCUGUCAGUGGGCAGUAUUCCUCGUUCAAUGGUGGUGGUUCUGGAGGAUGACCUUGUUGACAGUUGUAAAUCUGGAGAUGAUGUGACUGUGUACGGGGUGAUGUGUCAGCGCUGGAAGCCCUUUUAUGAUGGCACUCGCUGUGAUACGGAGCUGGUCCUGAAAGCUAACAACAUAGAAGUGAACAACCAGCAGGCUGCUGCCUCUUUUCUUAUGAACGAUGUUCAGAAAGAGUUUAACGACUUCUGGAUGAGCUACAAACAUGAUCCGAUAGCUGGUAGGAACCAAAUCUUGUCGAGCAUCUGCCCACAGGUAUUUGGCAUGUAUGUGAUUAAACUGGCAGUGGCCAUGGUGUUAGCUGGCGGGGUGCAAAGAACAGAUUCUUCUGGGACCAAGAUCAGGGGUGAGUGUCAUAUGUUGCUGGUUGGGGACCCAGGCACAGGGAAGUCUCAGUUUCUGAAGUAUGCAGCUAAGAUUAUGCCUCGCUCUGUACUCACAGCUGGAAUUGGAUCAACAAGUGCAGGACUGACAGUAGCAGCGGUUAAAGAUGGUGGUGAUUGGCAUCUGGAGGCAGGAGCCCUGGUUCUCUCAGAUGGUGGUUUGUGCUGCAUUGAUGAAUUCAACAGCAUCAAGGAACAUGACCGCAUCAGCAUCCAUGAAGCUAUGGAACAACAGUCUAUUAGUGUGGCCAAAGCUGGUAUGGUGUGUAAGCUGAACACUCGAACAACCAUCCUGGCAGCUACCAACCCUAAAGGCCAGUACAAUCCCAACGAGCCACUGUCUGUGAAUGUAGCUCUGGCCAGCCCUUUGCUGAGUCGUUUUGACCUGGUGCUAGUUCUGCUGGACACCAGAAACUCAGAGUGGGACCACGUCAUCUCCUCUUUCAUUCUGGAGGACAGAGGACUACCUGCUGAGUCUGCCAGCCUGUGGUCCAUGGAGAAAAUUAAGGCUUAUUUCAGUGUGAUUAAACGCUUGCAGCCGCAGGUGUCUGAGGAGGCCAAAAGCAUCUUGACACGUUAUUACCAGCUGCAGAGACAAAGUGAUGGCCGCAACGCUGCCCGCACCACCAUCCGCAUGCUGGAGAGUCUUAGCAGACUGGCUGAAGCUCAUGCCAGGCUCAUGUACAGAGAGACGGUGACCAUAGAGGAUGCUGUCAUAGCUGUCUCUGUCAUGGAGUGCUCCAUGCAGGGUGGUGCUCUGCUCGGAAAUGUAAAUGCAUUACUCACCUCCUUCCCUGACGAUCCCAGUCAGCAGUAUCAAAACCAGUGUCAGAUACUGCUGGAAGGACUGAACCUGCCACUGCUUCUACAGAAGGAGAUGGACCGACAGGCCAAGCUGAAAAGCAACAUCUCAGAGGCCUCUCAAUUUGACCCACCAGUUGAUUACCAACAUCAACCCAGAGACACAAACAUCAUCAACAAAACACGCUGCCCUGACAUAACCAAUAAUUGCAAGGGCGAUGUCACAGUGGAGAGUGGCUUGGACUGGUUCCUCUCCAUCACUCCAUCACUGUCAGAUGGUAUGACCUCAUCCAUAAUUACGUCAACUCAAGGAAACCUAAAUAGAAAACAAAGUUGGUCAGAUAUGUCUACAUUAACUAAACAGCCAAACUGUCAAUCUAAGGACAUUCCAAGUAUCAAUGGCUCAUCAUUAAACCAUGAUGUAAUUUCAAAUCCUAUUGAAACAGUUGCCUCAGUCACUUCAGAAGAAAAUGGAAAAAGUGAGAAAAACGUCAAAGAAAAAAGCUUAAACCAAAAGCAGAUUAAGCAAUCCAAGAAACCAGAAGAUAAAAAGCAUCCAGAUUCAACGGGGUGUGUGAUUCAGAAAGUCUCUAAGAAUCUGAGAGACAAAAGAAUGGAGCUGGACCUGAAUCAACAACAGUCUGACAAAGCGGGAGAAGGAGAAGGACAUGAAGAGAGGGUGAUGUCUGGAGAUACAAGUGAGAACUGCCUCUCAAAUAACUUAGUUCAGGAUAACCUGCUCUCUGGCCAAGACAGUAGAUUAGAGAAGAAAGAUGAGUGGGACCAGGCUAGGACCAAGAACAUCAGUACACUACUAAAUGAAAAGAUGGCAGCAGAAGCUGAAACAGAAAAACAAUUGAAUGCAAAGUUUUCCGGCUUUAGAUUCAAACCAAGGAAGAUGAGACCUUUAGUUCACAACCUUAAUGCCAGCCCAGAUGUCAGCACGGAGUUCCAAAAUAAUUGUAACCCAGGCAGCAGAGAUCCUCACACCUACAAAGAAAGCAGAAUAAGUAAACAGAAGCCAGAUAGUUAUGAUGACUCACCUGUCCCAUUUACAAACACAGAGAAGAAUAAGAGACAGAACCAAUACCAAAUUCUUUUGGAAUGCGGGAAGCAGUUGAACUGUGUCAGUGAGGUGGGAGAGAAACGGGCUAAAACCAGUAUUUCUUUUAGCUCAAAAGAGUUGGAUAAGUAUGACUUUUCCUUUGGAAAGGGCAAAUUGGCACAUGACAAAACUGUAGGUAGAAUAAAGGGAAGUGAUGAUACAGAAAAUCUGUGUCAAAAACAAAGAACCAGAGACACCACUUGCAAUGAGACUAACGUAGGUACUUGCGUCCGACCUUUAAAACCAACCACUUGCAUCAAUGAUCCAGCACCAUCUAAAUCAAGCCACACCAAGCCCACUCUGGCCCUUUCAACCCUGGCUAAACUCUCAAGUUUCUCGUUCAGCAACACAACUGAAUUCCCGAUCGCAGCUCAAAAAAAAGUGGAAAAAAAUCCUACUGCAGUGGGAAAAAGUACACAUAACAGACAUGGUGCUGAAUGCUCAAAAGCAAAUUCCAAAGACAAGAAAACUCUAAAUCCCCCCGAAAACAGUCCCUUAUUAAGAAAGAUCAACACUGUAAUCACCGCGGGCAAAGUAAAGGACACAUUACCUGCCCCAGCCACAGAGCUCGCACAAGAACUGGAACAUAAAUCAGGGAAAGAGUUACCAAUUGAAACCAAGUGCAAAGCAAAGCAGACAGAGCCUACUCAUGCUGCCAACCAUGUUAGUGUAAACAUGGUAAAGGAUGGUCUUGUUGACUAUGAAACCACUGCCAUUCUGAAAAAAAGAAAGUGUUUUGAGCUGGGUGCUCCACUAAGUAGUAUUGGUGGUUCUGAAGGUCCCUUCUCAAGACUGUCUCUGCCUGGCUUUGUUGAGUUAGGGAAUGAUGUUUUUGACACUGACUGGGACAAAGAGGUUUCAAAGAGAGCCAAAAUUGGAAGUCAAAGCUGAGUUAUGUGU
Molecule: messenger RNA, 4049 nt
Organism: Etheostoma spectabile (orangethroat darter)
Lineage: Eukaryota; Metazoa; Chordata; Actinopteri; Perciformes; Percidae
Gene: mcm9
Product: minichromosome maintenance 9 homologous recombination repair factor
Exons: 15
Coding region: 150-4040 (1296 amino acids)
Biological process (GO): double-strand break repair via homologous recombination
Cellular component (GO): MCM complex; nucleus
Molecular function (GO): single-stranded DNA binding; ATP binding; ATP hydrolysis activity
Source: RefSeq, a predicted model, not a curated record